Messenger RNA from Phanerochaete carnosa HHB-10118-sp, 814 nucleotides. RefSeq lists its product as uncharacterized. NCBI's taxonomy places the organism in Eukaryota, Fungi, Basidiomycota, Agaricomycetes, Polyporales, Phanerochaetaceae. The record is from RefSeq and is a predicted model, not a curated record. The transcript has a single exon. The coding region runs from base 20 to 322 and encodes 100 amino acids.
ACGCACAGGCACAACCUCGAUGCGCAUGUCUACUCUCGCCCUCUCCCCCGUCAUGCCGGCGGUUCCACCACCGGCCUACACAUCUUCUGCAGAGGAGGAAGAAGAUCCAUUCGCGGCGCAUUAUACGCCGUCGCUACCGCCAACGCCAGAGCCUGAGUCCUGGAAGACCGCCUGGAGCGAGAAGAGCGUAGAGCAGUUCGUGCUCGCGGGGCCCGUAACGCAGCAUGCAGACGGCGGCGUGCGCCUCGAAAGCAAUUUGCCGCAGGCAGCGGUGAAGGCGGAUUUGAGGGAGGUUCCGCCUGCGUAUAUGCGAUAUACAUAGAGCUCACCGUCGAGUAACGUCUCUUAAAUUAUUGUAAUUUUUCUGUUGAUUUGCGUGGCGCUCAUGUUUGUUCUCGUCUUUUCUUUUCGGUUUUAUCUGGGACAAUCUACACUCAUUUCUUGGUGUAUUAGUACAAUCAGAUUUAAUAUGCUUUGACAGCAUGCAGUACACUUGGACUUGUAAUUUAUGUGAAAAGUCACGGCUUUGUUAAUGGGUACGGCGACUGGUACGGUAAGCUGUAACAUAAGUUCUGCUCACGCCAGCAGUAUCCUAGAGUAAAACCGAUAUCCCACUUAACCAAAAAAAAUAGUCAAACCAUGCUUCCAGUAAAGUUAAUGUAGCUGGUCAAAGAACUUCCGCAACAACUACAGUUCGGCGAUAGACUUCAAUACGGCCUCAGUACUGCCCCAGGGACGGCGUCAGGCAGUACCUGCCAGGCGAGUCGAUCUCGAGUAUAUUGCAAAGACUAGGUCCAGCUAUCCCGACGGCACC